GGUGAGGGCGCGAUGGGGCUGAGGGCCGGAGUGGCGGAGUAGCGGCUGCGAGUGGGCGUGUUCGCUGCGAGGUCUGGCCCCGGGGCUGGAGGCCCGGGGACUUCGGGGAGCAGGUCAGAGGGCGCUGGGAGAGUCACUCACCGCUCGUCGCCCCCAGCCGGUAUGUCGGCCGAGGCCUCCGGCCCGGCGGCAACCGCGGCCCCAUCCCUGGAAGACCCUCAGCCCUCGGGGCCGGAGCCCGGCUCCGCCGCCUUCGGCCUGAAGCCCCUGACUCCGAAUGGGAAGUACGUGAAGCUGAACGUGGGGGGCUCACUGCACUACACCACGCUGCGGACCCUCACGGGACAGGACACCAUGCUCAAGGCCAUGUUCAGCGGCCGCGUGGAGGUGCUCACGGACGCCGGAGGUUGGGUACUGAUUGACCGGAGCGGCCGCCACUUUGGUACAAUCCUCAACUACCUGCGGGAUGGGUCUGUGCCACUGCCAGAGAGUACCAGAGAACUGGGGGAGCUGCUAGGGGAAGCCCGUUACUACCUGGUCCAAGGCCUGAUUGAGGACUGCCAGUUGGCACUACAGCAAAAGAGGGAGAACCUAUCCCCGCUGUGCCUCAUCCCCACGGUGACAUCUCCCCGGGAGGAGCAGCAGCUCCUGGCCAGUACCUCCAAGCCUGUGGUGAAGCUGCUGCACAACCGUAGUAACAACAAGUACUCCUACACCAGCACUUCAGAUGACAACCUACUUAAGAACAUCGAGCUGUUUGACAAACUGGCCCUGCGCUUCCACGGGCGGCUGCUGUUCCUCAAAGAUGUCCUGGGGGACGAGAUCUGCUGCUGGUCUUUCUACGGGCAGGGCCGCAAAAUCGCCGAGGUGUGCUGCACCUCCAUUGUCUAUGCCACAGAGAAGAAGCAGACCAAGGUGGAAUUCCCAGAGGCCCGAAUCUUCGAGGAGACCCUGAACAUCCUGAUCUAUGAGACUCCCCGGGGCCCAGACCCAGCCCUCCUGGAGGCCACAGGGGGUGCAGCUGGAGGUGGUGGAGCAACCCGAGGGGAAGACGAAGAGAACCGAGAACACCGAGUUCGGAGGAUCCACGUCCGGCGCCAUAUCACCCAUGAUGAGCGUCCUCACGGCCAACAGAUUGUCUUCAAGGACUAACCUUUGACCUUUCCCCUGCCUUCCUCCUGCUUCUUGGACCCAGUCUUCCUUUCUUUCUUCUCUCUUCAGACUUUUGCCCCGGCUCUGCUGGCCAAGUCGUGGGUUUUCCUUCUGUCAUGUCAUUGCAUGGUACAGUUGACUUUGGCUCUUUCCCUUCAUUUGCACUUAUAGCUAAUAACACGGUACAUUCCAGCCCCUCCCCUCAGGCAGGGCCCCUCAGAAAACUGAUACUCUCCCCCUCCUUCCCCAUUUGUGUUCUCUGGUCUUUCCCUCACAGCUAGUUUAGAACAAUUGGAAUUCCCUCUCUCUCUCUCUUUUGUAAAGUACAUUGUACAUAGUCAAGUAUUGAGCCAGCCCUUAGUAACACCCACCAAGUUCUGAGUUCUGAGCCACCUCUUACCCUGACCUCCCUCCUACCUCCAACCCUCUUCCCUUCCUCCUUAACUCUGUACUAAGCUGGCCUG
Molecule: messenger RNA, 1616 nt
Organism: Dipodomys ordii (Ord's kangaroo rat)
Lineage: Eukaryota; Metazoa; Chordata; Mammalia; Rodentia; Heteromyidae
Gene: Kctd13
Product: potassium channel tetramerization domain containing 13
Exons: 6
Coding region: 163-1152 (329 amino acids)
Biological process (GO): negative regulation of Rho protein signal transduction; proteasome-mediated ubiquitin-dependent protein catabolic process; protein ubiquitination
Cellular component (GO): Cul3-RING ubiquitin ligase complex
Molecular function (GO): protein binding; ubiquitin-protein transferase activity
Source: RefSeq, a predicted model, not a curated record